UGGUUUUUCAGGGGAGGCCACUUUUGACUAUUUAUCAAGAGGAGCUGUUCGUCCUAAAAAUGAUUGAAACUCCAAAACUCGUCAUCAGCAUGACGCUUUUGCUGGCGGCCUGCGCAUUCGCAGCGCCAGUCACACCUCCGCUCAACCCCACCGUGCCUCGCUCAGGCGCUGCUGCCCCCUACCGCAGCCUCGGAUCGUUUUCCGUCAAGCAGCCUGGCUUUUUGAACUUUGCUCCGGUCGUGCAACCGGGCACUGGCGAGACUGACCUGUGGCUCAUGAUUAGCUCGUUCACUGGCAACCCGCUGGGCUCGGAGGGCGAAGUUUACGCCGUCCCGAACAUUUCGAGCGCCAUUCGCAAUGUGCCCGCCAUCGCUCCUGUGUCCUUGCUGGAAUAUCUUUGGCCCAACGAGGUUGCUCCCAUUCCUCGUGAGGUGUUUGGAGACAACUUUGUGACUGUCGCUGGCGGCUUUUUGGUUCCUGGGAAAAGCAACGGCGUGCUGUCUGCCGUUCGAAUCAGCGACGUCUCCAACGUGACGACCAUCAAGUUGUCCACGGACAAGAAGGGUUAUUUCUACCACAUGUGCGAGUGGUACGACGUGAAUGGAGACGGCAAGCUUGAUGUAGUUGCUGCGCGAGCAACAAAGCCGCUGACGGGCGCCGGGUCCGGGGAGCUGCUCUGGCUUGAACAACCACGCAAUCCUUUCACCGAUGCGUGGACUGAACAUGUGCUGUUUGCCGGUCCUGACGUCUUUUUCCGCGUUGCUGAUGUGAACAAUGACGGAGUCAUCGAAAUCUUUGCCGCCCAGUUCUUCACCUCAAAGCUGGUGCUGUACACGGCGCCCCGCGGAAAUCUCACCAACCCCAGCUCUUAUGCGACUCGCGUGAUUGACGACUCGAUUGGUCCCCUUUUCGACGUGAAAAUCCUGGAUCUGAACGCCGAUGGCCGUGUGGACUUGCUGAUCACAGACCACACCGACGACGAAAAGCUGUCGGGAGUGUAUGGCUAUGAAAUCCCGAACGAUCUGGCUCAAGGCACUUUUGUCAAGCACAUUAUUGCUCAAGGUUUCAAGACAACCGAGCCCGGCACCAACCAAGCUUCGCCUGGUGCUCCCGAGGCCUUCUACCCACAGGUCAAGAGCACUUCGGGCAAACCGUCCAUUCUGCUCGCAGGCGACGGUGCGCAGUCCGCGUACUUGAUUUCGCCAAACACUCAGACGAGCUCGGACUGGUCUUACGAGCUCGACGUCGUCAUUGACGUCAAGCACACGGUUGGCCAGAUUGCCGUUGAGGACGUCGAUGGCGAUGGCUGGUCUGAAUUUUUCGUUCCUGACUACACGGGAGGAGAAAUUUACGUGUACACAUUUGCUCCUUGAUUCCAUUUAGCAAACGAUAGCUGACUGCGGCAGCGGUGCAUGUAUGGCUUGUACAUGUGUUUUGCAACCACCAAGCUCGCAAUAAAUAAUCAGAUUUGGUCAA
Molecule: messenger RNA, 1476 nt
Organism: Capsaspora owczarzaki ATCC 30864
Lineage: Eukaryota; Filasterea; Ministeriida; Capsasporidae
Exons: 10
Coding region: 60-1373 (437 amino acids)
Source: RefSeq, a predicted model, not a curated record